Messenger RNA from Panthera uncia (snow leopard), 4911 nucleotides. RefSeq names its product uroplakin 3B (gene UPK3B). The transcript is spliced from 6 exons. The record is from RefSeq and is a predicted model, not a curated record. Bases 1506 to 2468 code for a protein of 320 amino acids. NCBI's taxonomy places the organism in Eukaryota, Metazoa, Chordata, Mammalia, Carnivora, Felidae.
CCCCGGGGUUGGGGGGGGGGGGGGGGGGGGGGGGGGCAGGGUGGCACAUCCUGAGUGGGCCAGGGAUACUUUUGCCUCCUUGAGGUCCUUUUCUCCGUAAGAAAAAAAAAUUAAGUUCUAUUUCAUGAUGUGUUGGUUUAAAGCUGAGUGUAUUAUAUCUUAGAGCAUUUUCUUCCAUCGAAAAGUUUGAGUGUCUUGUGGCACUUGGCUCGCUCAGUUGGCAAAGCAUGCAACUCUAGAUCUCGGGGUCGCGAGUUCGAGCCCCACAGCAGGUGUAGAGAUUACUUACAAAUAAAAUAUUAAAAAAAAGAAAGAAGGCAGUUACCCUGUGACUCAGCAAUUCCACCCCAGGUGUGUAUCCGAGAACGGAAAACAGGUCCACACAAAACUUGGGCAUGAGCGCGCUUGACAGCCUUACUUACAGAAGCCAAACAGCGGGAAUGGGUGUCAGCGGAGGAGCCGGUGAAUAAAAUGCCUGGUUUCCAUCCGGCGGGAUGAAAGUUCCGCAGCCCUGAGAAGAACGAACUCCCGCCUCGUGCUAUUGCGUGGAUGAACCUGGACAACAGGAUGCUAGGUGACAGAGACCAGACGCAAGAUGCCACGUGUGUGAUUCCGUUGCUGUGAAAUGUCCGGCACAGGCAAGUCUGUAGAGGCAGAGAGCAGGUGCGAGGUUGCCAGGGGAGCCGGGAAUGGGGAGUGACUUUCAAUGGGUACAGACUGUCCUCUUGGGGUGUUGCAAAUGUGCUGACCUUGGUGAUGCUUGCACAACCUUGUGAAAACCCACUGAGCUGUACGCUUUAAAAGGAUGAAGUUUAUACCGUGUGAAUUAUAUCUUCUUUUGAAUUAUGUCUUAAUUGAAAAAAAAUAGAGCCAAAGGGAGUAAAGUAAGUGGAGGCUUGUCAGCUGUCAGAGGUCCUUCGUCUGACUCCAGAUUCUUCCUUCAGACAAGAAUGUGGCCUUGUGGAGGGAGGGCAGGGCGCAGAGAUGGCAGCAGGACCAGGGGGGCUGUGGUGGGGCUGGAGCUGGACAGGUCGGGACCUCUGCUCUGUUCCCCACUCCCUGGGUGGGGAUGGAAGGCCAGAGGGAGGCUCCUGGCACCUGGGGUGUGGGAAUCUCAGGCAUGUGGCCCUGAGCCCAUGUUUCCAGAGACUGGGUCCUCUCCAGGGCUGGGAGGCUGGGUGGGACCCCUGUUCAGACUUGGGAGUCUCUGGCCUCCUGGCUGGCAUCUGGGGGUCCGGUGGCAUCCGCCUCCCUCCCGGCAGUGGGGCCUGGCACUGGCCUGCCCCACCCUGCAGCCCUGCCUAGCUCCCUCCUCAUGGUAGGCUGGGCCAGUGGGAGGGGUGGGGUGCAUUUACAUUUUCAGGUCUUUCCAGCCCUCGGCCAGCCUGGAAGCCUGACUAACCAGCUCCUCCAGGGUCAAGGUGUUGGGGGAGGGCGUGCAGCAGGAGGUGGCCAGAUCGCCCUGGGCUGUGGAUGUGGAAGAAGCCCCAGCUUGGGCAGCCAUCAUGGGGCUCUCCCAGAGGCAGCCUGGCCCAUUGCUGUCUCUCCUCCUCAUGGGGGCGCUGGUCUGGCCCCCGCCCUGUAUGAGCCUGGGUGAGUGGGGGUCCUGGGAUGAAUUCACAGACCCUGGGAGCCCACUCCUCCAACUGGGAAAGGCAGGCCCAGGGAAGGCAGGCCCCAGGACCCUCAUGCUUAUCUCUGUGACUACAGAGCUGAUCCCCUACACGCCGCAGAUCACAGCCUGGGACCUGGAAGGGAAGGUCACAGCCACCACGUUCUCCCUGGAGCAGCCACGCUGUGUCCUGGAUGGGCAUGCCCCUGUUGCCAACACCAUCUGGCUGGUGGUGGCCUUCAGCAACGCCUCCAGGGACUUCCGGAACCCACAGACGCUGGCUGAGAUCCCAGCCUUCCCACGGCUGCUGACCGAUGGCCACUAUAUGACGCUGCCCCUGUCCCUGGACCAGCUGCCCUGUGAGGACCCCGUGGGGGGCGGCAGGGGCAUCCCCCUGCUUCGGGUGGGCAAUGACCCUGGCUGCCUUGCUGACCUCCGUGAGCCACCCUUCUGCAACACCCCCCUCCCCAGCCCUGGACCUUACAGGGUGAAGUUCCUCCUGAUGGACGCCAGCGGCUCACCCCAGGCCGAGACCAGGUGGUCCGACCCCAUUACUCUCCACCAAGGGAAGGCCCCAGGCUCUAUCGACACGUGGCCAGGGCGGCGAAGCGGUGACAUGAUUGUCAUCGCCUCCAUCCUCUCCUCUCUGGCCGGCCUCCUGCUCCUGGCCUUCCUGGCUGCGUCCACCGUGCGCUUCUCCAGCCUGUGGUGGCCAGAGGAAGUCCCGGAGCAGCUGCGGAUUGGCUCCUUCAAGGGGAAGCGCUACUUGACCCACCACAUCCCACCCACUGAGGCCGCCACCCUGCCCGUGGGCUAUGAGCCUGGCCUGGACCCCCUCCCCAGCCUCAGCCCCUAGCCUGGUGGAAGGGGCUGGGGCGGGGCCCUGGGAAGUUGGGGGCCACGUACGCAGUGCGCAUUCCCAGCUCCUGCGCCCACAUGCCCCUCCCCCAUUGCGCCGCCCCACCCGCCCGAUGUCCCACCACCUGCAGCCCUGCCUUUGCCUUUCCCAUUCUGCCCUCUCCAGGCAACUGAAGUUGCAUCAAGUCUGGGGGGAGGGUCAUGGUCAGGCCAGCAUGCAGCCCCCACUUCCACCCCUACCUCUGUGAGAGGUAACGUGGAGAGGCCACACUGACCAGAAGCUUCCAGGCUCCAGGAGGGGCCCAGUGGGGGGCCUUGCUCUGCCCUGUGCAGGGGACUGGGCCAGGCCCAUCACUGGGUGCAUGAAGUCCGAGCCUCCCUCUGUCUCUCUGUCCCACCUUCCAGUGGCUGGGGCUGCAGUGAAGCCUUCAGAGGCACCUCCAUUGUCCCCCAGGCAGGGGCACUUUCUGAGGGUGGCCAGAAGUUCAGAGCGUAGAGGCACAUUGUGGCCGUCUGACCACUGAUUCCACCACUUCCAACCCUAUUGCACACACAGAUGGCUUACUCAUUCUCGCUCCACCAACAUUUAUUAAGCACCUGCUGUAUGCCACUGCCAGUGUUAGACAUGGAGCCUCAGGAGGAACCAGUCCUGAACUUGGGGAGCUCACUCACCACUCUGGACCUGAGAUGACCACGUGUCCAGAUGUGACCUGUUACUGUUAGGGCUGUCAGAUUGUCACAUACCCUCGGGUUCAAGCUCCUUAGAUGUUCACCCCAAUGGGCUCUCUGAGGCCCCGGAGCCCCCCACCAUCAGGCAGUACACACUUUAGACUUCCCCCUAGCGUCCGACUUCUCGCAGGGCCGGUGGGUCCAGCUUUGGCCACACGGUGGCGCCGGUGCGCCGCAGCCGUCCGGCCCCGCGCACGCGCACUCGUAUUCACAGACCCGCCUGAGGCAAUUGACUGGCAGGUUCCAGCGGUGACCUGAUGCUGAGGAGCCGUCGCCACUUUCUGGAGGUCAGGACUCCAGACUUCAUCUGGGUCAAGCCAAAGGGAUGAGCAGUCACGCACUCGCUUGAGGGCCGUCCAGUCUACACAACCGCCACCAUUUUCUAGAUGGAGAAACUGAGGCUGGGCGACUUGUCCUCCACGCUCUGCCCACUGCCUUCCCCCCCCCCCCCCCCCCCCCCCCUUGGUCCCCGGCCACCCCCCUUCUUAUUCGGUGGGACCGCGGCUCCCAGCAUGCAGGCCCCCCGCCCCUGCACGGCGCCCGGCCGUGACCCAUGUGUACCCGCCCUCCUCAGAGGUGAAUAAACGCGGUCUCCGUCCCCCUAGCGGCGCCCGCGCUGGUGUGGGGAAAGGGGCAUCUGCGCCCGGGGCCCAGCCCCGCUUCACCCCUUCCACCCCGGGGUCUGCCCCGAGCCUGUCCUUUUGACGCACAGCCCUAACUGCAUUUUCGAGGUGCCCCAUCUCCUAAUAGACCCCAGGGAAACCCAUCCUUGCAUUUCAGGGCCAAGAGGCCACCGCUAAUGCAGCUUCCGCGGAUUUAGCAGUACUGUCUCCCAGGCAAACACUUCAGGGAGGUUUUGCUUUCAAAACCCAUGAAGCCCUGGUCCCUAGUGGUUUAUCCUCCAUCCUACUUGCAGCCCCUUCGGCCGCAAUACCUCCAGGUGCAGGCAGAAGCCGAUUCAAAUGCAGUCAGGAUCUCAGGCUCCGGUGUCCUGGGUGACAUCUGGCCAUGGGAGCCAGCCGCUUUGGGCAGCCGCUUUUGAAAUGCUGCUGCUGUGGAACCUAGGUCCCUCUUGGCCUCUAAGCGUUCCAAGUGCCUCCCACCCUCACCAGCUGUGUCCAACAGCACCUGUCUCGCGCUGUCCUGUCCAGGCCUGGCUCCAGCACCAGAUGGAGAGGCCCUCUGGGCCCAGACACCCAGCUCGGGUAUGGCGAGGAGGAAAAGGAUUCCACUGGUGUUGGCUGAGUGAAAACAUGAACGAACCAGCUCAGGGCCGGAAGAUCAGGCAGCAGCAGGAAUUGCCCCGAGCUCCUGUGUGUCCCAGGGCCCUCUUGUGGCUUAUUCUUAGUGCCGGAACCUGUGCUGAUCCCAGGCACAGCCCCAGCGAUGUCCCCUGUGUGUGCAGGGCACCCCGGAGCCCUGUGAGGAGCUGUGCUUGCCCCAUCCGACCAUGUGGGGCUUGACUGUGAAGACGGGCCCAAAACAGACCCUACAGCACAGGCUAUAUUUGAGGGAAGGCCUCCAAAUCCAAAUCCGUUGGCGUGUAAGGUAAUGGCUCAGUGGCAAAAAAUAAGUUCAUUGUUAAAAAGAAAAAAACAGCAGCAGUUGUGGGGGUGAUGACUCUCAGAUGACUCAUCAGACCAGAAAUCGAAAGGAUCAGGAUGACAGCAGGUGGAAACCAAGCGGGGCGGGGUGGGGGGGCACUGAGCACU